GUGGCUGACAUGGAUGGGUGCUAACAUCUCUAUGAAAAUGAAUACGUUUAAUUAUGUAUUGUCCAGUCAAAUAUUUUUCUUCAUGAUGGUCUGUAACGUAAUAACACACGUUGCGUUUUUUUAAUUUCUAGGGAAAGACGCAAGUUAGCUAAUGAGGACAGGAAGAGCUGCAGGAUGAUAUGUUGUUGCGACAUAAUCAGUUAUUAGCAUAUACACAGAUUUUAUUCUGUUUGUAUGAUCUUCAUUCAUUUGUAUAAUAAGUAUUUAGCAGUACUGUGAUCAGCAAGAGGGUUUAACGCCUCGUACACUCGCCGUAAUACGCCAUGGAUCAACAUGACCGCAGAGCUCCACACAGAGACCAGCAGCAGCAAGAGUCUGUUUCUAAAAGAUCCAGUGACUCCAGCAGCGAUUAUAACACUCAGAAACGACACAGAGCCUCUGGUGAGCAACAUACUCUGUCCACUCACAGACAGCGGUAUGAGAGGAACUUCCCCUUGUACAAGCAGCCUGUGGAAGUGGGCUUCUUCUCUCUGGACUCCAAGAGGAACUUCUUCAACGAUCAGCGGCAGCUGAGAUAUUAUAUUCAGCCUAAAAAAUGUCCAGAGUUCAAUUUAAGGGAUGGAUACACCAACCGCUUCAUUAAAAGGGACGACGGAGUGAAAGAGAAGCUUGAUCAUAUAUUGAAGUGGAUCCUGGAAAACAGAGACCAGAUCCAAAUCAGAGACUCGCAAUCAUCGUCCAGUUGUCCGUUAGGUGUAGACUUUGUGACAUGGAGAGGACACUUAACCAAGUUGCUGACCACCCCAUAUGAGACUCAAGAGGGAUGGAUGCUGGCCGCAUCAAGGUUUGGAGGCACCAUCUACAUCAGUGAGGUGGAGACAGAAGCCGCUCGAGUGAACCGAGAGAACCGCUCAGAACGACAUGAGGAGAUGAUGUACUGGGGUUACAAGUUUGAGCAGUACAUUUGCGCAGAUGAUGUUGAUGGUGCUCCAGACCCAGGGGGAGUCGUGAACACAAAUGAGGCAUUCUGUACGGUGGUUCAGACCCGUUUGGCCGAUCACAAGCUGCUGUUCUCUGGGGAGGUGGACUGCCGCAUCAAAGAUUCUGAUGCUCCUCCGGCUCCAGCUUGUUAUGUAGAGCUCAAGACCUCUGCAGAGAUCUGUACCCCAAAACAGCGCAGCAACUUCCACAGAUACAAGCUGCUGAAAUGGUGGGCACAGUCAUUUCUUCCUGGGGUGCCGCAGAUAGUCGCUGGGUUUCGAGACCAUGAUGGAAUAGUGGUUUCUGUUGAGGCAUUCCAAACCUCAAAAAUAUCACAAUUGAUCAAGAAUGAGCAUAACUGCUGGAAGCCAACAGUCUGCAUGAAUUUCUGCAAUGAUUUCUUGUCCUACGUCAAAUCAGUUGUCCAAGAAGAUGACCCAAGGUUGGUGUACCUGUUUGCAUGGGAUCCUCACAGAGAUGUGACCUACACAGUCCACAGAGACUCCCAGUACACUUUCCUACCAGAGUGGUAUGUGCAGGGCACGAGGAGUCACCACUCACUGACCAAUUGAACUCAAUUGAGCAUACUGAAUUUACAAAGUGUGUGGUACCACAAUCAGAUCUUGAUUGUAGAGGAUGUACAGAACUUGCUUUUUUUCUCUGGAUGGUUUUACCUAAUGAGGGGGGGUGGUGGGGGAUGUGUUUAUUGAGAUUUGCUGUCGAAAUAUACUUUUUUUUAAAGAAUCAUGAAAUGUAGUUAGAAACAGUUAUGUGAAGUCCAAUACAUGACUUAAAGUAAGUGUUCUAGCUUCAUACUGUCUUGGAUAAAGAUGCAGCUCUGUUAUCAUCGCAGAGCAAAGAAAUGACUCCCAACAGGAUUUCCUCCCAAACUACCUUUUAUUAUCUUUGCCCGGAUGUUUGCAUUUCAUUUAACCAUGGCAAAAGUUUCCACAAACUAAAGAACAAAAUAUAUGCAAAAACAAAUGUACAAAGCCAAAGCUGCAUUGGAAUUAUGUAAACCGUGUUAGUUUUUCUUAUUCUGUAUGGUCACAAACCACAGUCUCAUUGCAACAGAGCAGGUAAGACAGAGCUUCAGUAAGCUAGAGUGAUUCUCUCAAUAACAGUGAAUUUAAGGCAAGGAUGGUAUAGAGGUAGACCGUUAUUUUCCUAUUAAUCAGUGCCAAUAGUUGCUUUGGAACUAUCGGUUCUAGGCAAAAAUCUAUGUUGAUAGUUAUUCAAAAAGUAUUCCUCAUCUAGUGCAAUAUAUCAAUAAAACACUUUAUCUGGGGAUAUAUAGGCUAUUAAUUGCUUAAUUUGGAAAAUACUUGCAUGUAGAUCACUGUGAUGGAGCCCAGUGUCUGUCAUCUCUCAACAAUAGUCCCAGUGUAUAUUGGGCUUGUUUAUAUUUAAAAGUCCCACAUUAUGCACCAAAUCUGAAUUUUUCUGGUUAUUAUUGGGAUUAUUUAGCAUCAAUGUCUGCGCCCUUCAUAGUAAGGAAAUGCUAAGAAUUGUUUUAUCAUUUUAUAAAUGAUUUUUUUUUAACUAUAGGUCGAUUAAUCGGUUAUCUGCCUUUUCCAUCACCUUAGUUAUCGGAAAACCACCCUAUCGGUGGACCUCUAGUAUGGUAACAAGAAAUUUACUUUGUUUUUAGUUGUCUAUAUAUAUUGAGCCCUGUGUUAUUAAAAUGCCUCUAAUGUGUGCUGAAUAAACAUCUUUUCAGAGUGAUGUAAACUUAAUUCAACACAGACACAAUAUAUGCUAACUAAUACAGUCAAAUCAGUUUGUUCAUGAAUUGAUAUAGUGAUUUGAAUACUUUAGUACUCUUAAUAUAAUGGCAUUCUCUGUUACAUAUUCUCUGUAUGCUACAACUUAACUAAACAGUCCCACAUAUAGUAGUCAUCACAGCUAAGAAUAUUAAAAACUCUCUCUCUCACUGACAAUCCUUGGAAAAAGAUCAGAAAAGGCUAUUAAUGUGAUGGAUUUGCUCCAAUCAUGGUUUAGAAACUAGAUUCAUAAACAUACCUCCAUCCAUAUUAUUGACCAUAAUUAAGAAAUAGAUUUGAUUCCCUAGAUCAAUCUUUAGUCUGUCAUGUCACAUAGCAGCACAUCGUACUCUUAUCUAUGAUAAGCCUCCACUAGAUAUCCAAGGACAGUACAAUUUGUGCCUAAUUAAUUAUUAAAUAAUGACCGCAUGAUCUAAUCAGACCUUUUGAAUGUUAAAUCUGAUAAAUCUUCCUUCUGUAGCACUUAAAAACUUUCAGGUUCAUUCUGAAAAUCAAACAUUAAAUUCAGAAAAACAAGACCUCCAUCAUGAUACACUGCCUGGCCAAAAAAAAAAAAGUCACCAUUUGGAUUUAAGGCAGUGUUAUGAUCUGGGGUUGCUUCAAUUGGCCAGGUCGAGGAUCAGCAAUGUUAUGUGGAAAUAAAAUGAAGUCAGCUGACUACCUGAAUGUACUGAAUGGCCAGGUUAUCCCAUCAAUGGAUUUUUUUCUUCCCUGAUGGCACGGGCAUAUUCCAGAAUGACAAUGCCAAGAUGCAUGGGGCUCAAAUUGUGAAAGAUUGGUUGAGGGAGCAUGAGGAAUCAUUUUCACACAUGAUUUGGCCACUACAGAGUCCUGACCGUAACCCCAUUGAAAGUCUCUGGGAUGUGCUGGAGAAGACUUUUCGGAGUGGUUCGACUCUCCUGUCUUCAAUACAAAAUCUCUGCCAAAAAUGAAUGCAACACUGGGUGGAAAUGUGACGUUGUAAAAGGUUUUCGAAACAUUGCCACAACCAAUGCGUGCCGUAAUCAAAGCUAAAGGCGGUCGAACAAUAUUAGAGUGUUCAAAUAGUUUUUUGGCCAGGCAGUGUAUGCUUGAGCUAUAUUAACAUUAUUUUGAUAUAAUUUAAUUCUUUGGCUCUAAAAAGCCCUUUCAGAUGCCACACAUGAACUGCAGUGCCUUGAUUUACCAUUGACGUUUCGAAGCACAGUAAAUAAAUCUGUGUACAUAUCAAAACAACACUCAUGCCAUGUGAAUCUACCAGCAUUGGGCAAGAUACUUAAAGUAAUCCAUAACAAAUUACUUGUAAAUUCAGCCUUGUGUGACACUAUCUGCAAUGCUGUUCACGUGGAAGUCAAAGCGAGACUUCGAGAUGUGAAAGGGACUAAGUUUUAUAUCGUUUAUUUGUUCUCUACCAUCCAGGAAUAGGUUUAUAAAGGAAAUUUGAGUGUGUCUUUCGAUUUUAGGCAAAAUUAAAACCUCUAAUCUGACCUACGUGUCGGUGGGACUGAGACCAUACCCAGAUUAUCCAGUGUUGAGGAGCAAUGAGUGAUGGGAUGCACUGAGCUCCUCCUCUUGAGAGGUAGUAAUGAAUUAGUCUUUCUCUGGUUAGUUCAGGUGUGAAGGCCCAUUAGUUUGAAUGUGGCUGCAGUUAUCUUCUCAUACACGACGAACAUGAGCGCUGCCGUCAACACUGUCUGGAGCAGCUUCGCCUCUAGACCUUUAUACAGGCCCAACAAUCCAUGUCUCCUAUGACAGAGUAGACAAAAUUGAUUAUUGAUUGUGAUUUUACAUUAGUACACAGUUGAGAUUUCAGGACUAUAGCGCACAAGCUGGAUAGACUACUUUUUGAAGCUUGAAAGGACGAGUGUUGCUUAAACAUUCUGCCUAACAUCUCCUUUUGUGUUCCACAGAAGAAGAAAAAGACAAAGCUUUGGAAUUGGGGUGGGUAAAAAUAUUCAGAUUUUCCGAUGUAAUGUUCUUUUGAAUGAUGUCAAUAUCGAUUCUUAAAUCCCAAGAUUGAUCAUUUACUCUAUGUGCAACCCACUACAACAAUGAGAGGAAAUCGCUUGCAUUUGCAACCAACACUAUAAAACUAAAAAUGUAUAUAUUUGGUAACUGGCUGGUAAAUGUUCAGAUUUCACUCAUUAGUGAUUUUGUAUAGUGAUGAAGAAGUUAUAUGGGGUUACUGUGUGUUGAAGAGUAAAAGUUGUUCUGUAUAAUUUGUGUCCAAAGACGAGAUCCACGUGACCCAAUUGUCAUUCAAUUAUGUCUCGUUUAAUACAGUUUCUGUUCUUUACAUUAAAAAAAAAUAAACAUUUAAUUCUAAUCUUGCAUAGCAUGGAUGAGAUAAAGCUUGUUAGUGCAUGAUACCUAAUGUUAACAAAUAUAAUAGUUGAUCAGCACAAAACCACCCAAACAGAGCACAGAAGUUAGGAAAUAGUAAACAUUUGA
Molecule: messenger RNA, 5195 nt
Organism: Xyrauchen texanus (razorback sucker)
Lineage: Eukaryota; Metazoa; Chordata; Actinopteri; Cypriniformes; Catostomidae
Gene: dxo
Product: decapping exoribonuclease
Exons: 6
Coding region: 324-1553 (409 amino acids)
Biological process (GO): NAD-cap decapping; nuclear-transcribed mRNA catabolic process
Cellular component (GO): nucleus; cytosol
Molecular function (GO): mRNA 5'-diphosphatase activity
Source: RefSeq, a predicted model, not a curated record